Yamadazyma jaroonii is the source of this 3678-nucleotide messenger RNA. Lineage: Eukaryota; Fungi; Ascomycota; Pichiomycetes; Serinales; Debaryomycetaceae. The record is from the annotation of a GenBank genome assembly.
AUGACGGAAAAAGAAAUUGAUAAGAUAGUAUUAUCAGUUACUAAUGCAUCCAAACGAUUAUCCCAAAUAUCAACAUCAUCAAACAACUCCAAUAGGAAACAAAAUAAAAUAGGACCUUGGAAAUUAGGUCGAACUUUGGGUAAAGGAAGUACUGGAAGAGUUAGGUUGGCUAAAAACAUCAACAAUGGUAAAUUGGCUGCCAUUAAAAUCUUACCUAAACUGAACUUUAAGAAGUUAGAGAACCCCAAAUAUAAAAAGAUGGGAGGUGAUUUACCUUACGGAAUUGAAAGAGAAAUCAUCAUUAUGAAACUUAUCAACCACAAAAACAUCAUGAGUCUUUAUGAUGUUUGGGAGAAUAAAAAUGAUCUUUACUUGAUCUUGGAAUAUGUUGAAGGUGGUGAAUUAUUUGAUUAUCUUAUUAAAAGAGGGAAGUUACAAGAAUUUGAAGCUAUAAAUUAUUUCAAACAAAUUCUCCAUGGAAUCAAAUACUUACAUAGUUUCAACAUUUGUCAUAGAGAUUUAAAGCCUGAAAAUUUAUUGUUGGAUUUCAAUAAGAAUAUCAAAAUAGCUGAUUUUGGGAUGGCAGCUUUGGAAAUUGAUAAUAAAUUAUUAGAAACCAGUUGUGGUAGUCCUCAUUAUGCAUCACCAGAAAUUGUUGCUGGGAAAAAUUAUCAUGGUGCACCUUCAGAUAUUUGGUCUUGUGGGAUCAUUUUAUUUGCUUUGUUAACUGGACAUUUACCUUUUGAUGAUGAAAAUAUUCGUAAAUUAUUAUUGAAAGUUCAAAACGGGAAAUUUAUAAUGCCAGCAAGUUUAUCAUCAGAAGCAAAAGAUUUAAUAUCUAAGAUGUUAGUAGUUGAUCCAACUAAAAGAAUCAAGAUGGAUGAUAUUUUAGCUCAUCCUUUAUUGAAGAAAUAUCCUGAUCCUGAUAGUUUACAAGUACCUGAAUUCAAAGUUAAACCUAUCAAUCGUUCAAGAGUUGAUAAAGAGAUUCUUAAAAAUUUAUCUAUAUUGUUUCAUAAUUGUGAAGAAUCCAUUAUUUUAGAUAAGUUAUGUCAACAAGAGAUGAAUAGUGAGAAGAUGUUUUAUUAUUUGUUGAUGAAAUAUAGAAAUGAUCAUGCUGUUAAUGAUGAUAAUGCUUUAGAUUUAUCAUCAAGUUCAAUUAAUCAAGAAAAGAAACUUGAAAAAAGUCGUUUGGUGGUAUCUACAUCAUUUAAUAAGAAGAAAGCAAUGAAAUUUAAUGAUCAUGUUAUUUCAAGAGAACCUUCAAGAACCAUUAAAUCGGUUAAAUCAACCAAAUCGAUUAAAUCAGCCAAAUCAGUCAAAUCCAUUAAAUCCUUAAAAUCUUCAAAAUCUUUGAGAUCUUUACAUUCUUCUAAAUCAGUCAAAUCUUUGAAGAAUGUUUUACCAGAAAAGGAAAUACCCCACCAAGAAUCUGCAUUGAAAUCUACUAUUUCUGUUAAAUCAAACCUUUCCAAUUUAUCCAAUCAUUCGUUAUCUAAAGUCUUGAGUGAACCUAAAUCUGAAAAACCUAUUGAUUUGAAGACAAGACAAUCCCAAGUGUUCGAAAAAUUAAUGAAACAUGAAUCUAAGUUGGAUUUUUCUUUUGCUACUUUCAUGGAUGGUGAUUUGAAAGCUUCUGAUAAAGUCAAUGGAAAGAGAAAUGUCACAUCACCUGUUGAAUCCUCCCUUGAUCCAAGAAUUCAAGGUAUCAGUUCAUUAUUAAGGGCUAAAUCUUUGACUUCUCCUUCAUCUUAUGCAUCUAUCAGAUCUUCUGAAGGAACAGCUAAAGUAUUGGCUAAACUUGGUAUUAAUAUGGAAAGAGACAUCAAUAAGUUCCAAAAGGACAAUCAGAUGUUCAAGACUGUUAGUACCAAGAACUUGAGUGAUCUCAUUGAAGAAAAUAAUAUUGUCAGGCAAGAUAAACCUAAGAAAGUUGAGGAACUCAAGAAAGUUGAAGAACCCAAGAAAGAGAGACAUGUCAAAGAAUCAAAGGAUAAGGCUGAAAGAUACACAGAAAAGAAAUCACCUCGUGUGGAAGCUAGAGAAAUCGAUAAAGAAAAUAUCAAUCGUCAACAGUAUAAAUCUUUAUUAUCCAACAAACCUUCAACUUUACCUACAAGUAAAUUACCUACCAUUCCUGCUAAAAAUGCUUUGAGACCAAUCACAUUGAAUACUUCCGUCAACACUUCAGUAAACAAUGUUGUUCUCGACCAAAGAUCCAAUAAAUCAAACACCAAACUCAAUUCUUUAACCAGUUCAAGAACUUUCCUCAAGAAUCACCAAGAAUUAAUACCCAAUCCUAGAUUCUCAAGGUUCUCCUUUAACGGGUUAUUGAGAGAUUUUGAUAUCGAAGAUACUAAGAAAGGUGAUAUAGAGAUUUUCAAUUCCUUAAGAAGUAAUGGUACAGUGAUCAAGAAAUCUAAGAGGAGUGUACUUAACUUGAAAGGUUUAAGUAUCACUCAAGAAGAUGGUUCUGAUGAUAGAUCUUUUGAUGGUAACUCAAUCAAUGAUUCAAGAUCAAUCUUUGAAGCUAAAUCUUAUGCUGAUUCUAAAUCCCUUGAUGCCAGGUCCAUCAACGGUAAGUCCAUCAAUGACACUAUCAUCAAUGAAACUGCCGUUAAUGACACUGUCAAAUCAUUGUAUGAAACCUCAAGAUCCAUCAAUGAAACCAAAACUAAGGAAGAUGAAUUCCUUUCUGUACAUCUUGAUGAUUCCAAUGCUACAGCUAUGAAAACUACCUUGAGUGAUUUCGAAUUCACCGAGCUUAGUGACAUCAUCAGCGAAAGAAUCGAAGACAUUGGAAAGUUUGGUAAGGUAAGUUUAAUCUAUAGUAACAGCAGUAAAGAAGAAGUGAAUCAAAGAGAUUUGGAAAGUUUAGAUACUUUACAGAACGAUGAGAUUCAAGAAGAUCACGAUGAUGACGAUAAGACCAUAGAAAAUGAUGACCAACAAAACGAUGAUCAUCAAUACAAGAUUUUGAGACCUCAAUCUAAAGCUAUGUCUAGGCAAUCGACUCCACCUGUCAGUGAGUAUAAUUCCAGAAAUGCUUCUAAGGAAACUUUAAUCAGAGAGCCAGUGGAGGAUGUGAAAUCUUUGAAGGAAGACACCGUAUCUGUUAAAGUAUUAACGCCCGAAGUUCCUUAUGAUCCAGUUCUUCAACAAAUUGCACCAAGAGAGGAAAACUCCCAAAAUGGACAAAUUUCCCAAAAUGGACAAGUCAAUUCUACAGUCCAACAAAAACCCGUUCAAACUGAAGUCAAGCCUAGUCCGGUAGAAAUCUUACCACCAAGAGCUAAGAACAACACAGUGUUCCGUAAUUUCAAAUCAAACCAACCAAAACCUAAAGAGAAUUGGUUUAUGAAAUUCUUACAUAAUCUCAGUUCAUCACAAAAAAUUGUCACCAUUAAUACCAACCAUUCGUCUAAAACCAUCAUUAAAUUAUUGAAGACCGCCUUGACUUUGAAAAAGUUGGAAGGAACAUUGAAUGACUUUACCAUUAAUAAUAACCUCAUCACUGGUCAAUUAGGAAAGUUCAAUAAACUCAAAUUCAGAAUAGAGGUAUUGAAAAUAGGAGAAGUCAGUUCUGUAAAUUUAAGCAAAGUUAGUGGAUCUAGUAAGAUUUUUAACAAUUUCGUUGACGUAGUUAAAUAUUUAGUUAGUCAAGAUAGCAUAAUGUAA